AUGACCGAACGACAGAUGGACGUCUUCGAGUUGAAGCUGCAGGACGCGGCAGUGGAUCUGAAGACCAAGGGAACUCUGCUCACUGAGCUGCGCGACCAACUCGAGGUUCUGUGUCAGCCGCCGACAUACAGCACCUUCUUGGCUAAGUUCAUUCCCAUCUUUCUGAACAUCCUCAAUGGUCCGCCUGUCUUCACAUCAACGUCGCCGGAGCAGCGAGUGCGACAAUGUAUCCUGGAGAUCAUUCAUCGCAUGCCGUUGGCCACGGACAACGCGGCAAUGGAACCUUACGCAGAGAAGAUUGUGGACAAGGGCUUGGAAUUGGUCAGGACGGAGAACGAGGACAACUCUGUGCUGUGUCUAAAGAUUGUUAUGGACUUCUGCAGAUAUCACACCAAGACGCAGGCUGUGGCAGAAAAGGCUCAGCCAUUCCUCGACUUGAUCGUUGAGAUCUUCAAGAGCAUGCCAAACACAGUGACAGAUACUUUCGAGUCUACUACUCCGGUCAAUGCUGCCACUGGGGCAGCACCUGGGACUCCGAACAAUACUGGCACACCUGGCUCGCCUGUAGCUUCGGCUUCACAGUCGUUGGCUGCAGAUCUCGGUGCAGAGCAGCAGACAAAUCGACCACUGGCGAAGGGCAUGCACAGCUUCAAGGUCGUGGCAGAGUGUCCCAUCAUAGUAGUCUCGAUUUUCCAGGCUCAUCGAGCUCUGGCGCCGAAGAACGUUCGAAACUUCACGCCACUGAUCAGAGACACUCUACUUCUUCAGGCAGGACCGCAACGAAAAGCGCACGAAGAAGCUGUGCAGAACAAUACUGUGUUUACGGGGGUGGCUCGUGAGAUUCGGCAAAAGCAACAGAGUGCUGCCUUCGGCGACAUGAUCACUGCUCAGGUCAAGACGAUGUCAUUUCUGGCAUAUCUUUUGCGUGCGUACAAGGAGUCGCUCAACGAGUUUCUGCCGUUGCUACCAGACUUGACUGUACGGUUGCUACGGGAUGUCCCUAGAAGUCAUACCGCGACUCGCAAAGAGCUACUGGUCGCCAUUAGACACAUCAUCAACUUCAACUUCAGGACCGUGUUCUUGCCAGUGAUUCUGCCACUGCUGGACCCACGCACGCUGGUAGGCGACUCGCUCACCGCGGACGCAGCUUUACGACCACUCGCAUACACGAUGCUGGCUGAUCUCAUCCAUCACGUAAGGGAGCAGCUGACCCCUGAGCAAAUCGCACGAGUCGUCCAAGUAUAUGUGCGCAACAUGACUGGAGACGAUGGCGUCGACGUUCCGGGUACUAGCUAUCAGACUAUGAGCGCGAAGCUGCUUCUCAACAUGGCGGAGUGCAUGUCUAAGCUUGAAGAUAAGAGAAAUGCUCGUUUCCUUAUGAUGAGCGUACUCAAUGGCAUUGCGGACAAGUUCGCCGCGAUGAAUCGAGCCUACCCAAACGCCGUAAAACUCUAUCGCCAGCAACAGAGUACCUCUGGCACAGAUGCGCAGGCACCCGAACAGUACCUCGCAGACAAGGAGUCCAAGCCUGACUGGGACGAGACCGACAUAUUCAGCGCAAUGCCGAUCAAGGCUGUCAGUCCCAAGGACAGAGCGAUGGACCCGGUUUCGGAGAACAAGUUCCUGUUCAAGAAUCUGCUGCAGGGACUUAAGCAGUUCUUCUACCAGCUACGGAACAGCAAUCCGCCCAAGAUCAAAGAAGAGGUCGAUGUCGCUAGUGCGCCACCCCACUGGGGCGAGCUCUCUUCCGGUUUUGAGGCGGAAGAGGUUGAGGUACUGAUCAAGCUGUUCCGUCAGGGCGCGAAGUGCUUCCAGUAUUAUGCACCUCUGGACUCGACUGAUGGAAAUGCUGCUCCUGCCGAGCCCAGCUCUAGCCUGUCUACAACCGCCAACUCCAAAGAAGAGAAGGAUUUACUGGAGACAUUUGCUACAAUUUUCCAUCACCUGGAUCCAGCAACAUUUCACGAGAUCUUUACCUCUGGCAAGCCAUCAGGUAUCGAGUUCUUGUACGAGCAGAGUUUCAAGCACUCUGCUCUGCUACACAUCCCGCAGUUCCUGCUUGCGAGUGAGGCUACCAGCCCGGCGUUCUGCGGUAUGCUGCUCAAGUUCCUCAUGAGUAAGCUUGAAGAGGUUGGCGAGAAAGACUCUGCUAAGACCUCAGUCCUGCUUCGCCUAUUCAAGUUGAGCUUCAUGGCGGUGACCCUUUUCUCCCAGCACAACGAGGGUGUGCUACUACCGCAUGUUCGUGAGCUCAUCACGAGGUCGAUCGAGCUCUCCGUGACAGCUGAGGAACCCACAAAUUUCUUCCUGCUUCUGAGGUCUCUCUUCCGCAGCAUCGGAGGCGGGCGUUUUGAGCACCUCUACAAGGAAAUCCUUCCUCUGCUGGAGAUGCUACUCGAGGUGCUGAACACGCAACUCGCGGCAGCACCAGACGGUACGACAAGAGAUCUGUUCGUCGAGCUAUCUUUGACGGUCCCGGCACGACUUAGUCAUUUGUUGCCUCAUCUGUCAUAUCUCAUGAGACCACUUACUGUGGCCUUGCGCUCGGGAGACGGGACUUCUCUACCGAGCCAGCGUGCGUACUCCAAUGAUCGCUCGUCCAACGACGCGAGAGGUCCCGGAUCCAGUGAGCUCACUGCACAAGGUCUACGGACUCUCGAACUCUGCGUGGACAAUUUGACCGCUGAUUACCUCGAUCCGAUCAUGCAGCCAUGGAUGGAGGAAAUUAUGGGAAGCUUGUGGCGCAUGCUCAAGCCUGCAAGCCUGACGAGCACCAGCGUCAACAAUAAUGGCGGACAAAUAGCUGUUGGCACCGGUCAUCAUGGAGCACAUACUGCGGUCCGUAUUCUUGGCAAGCUCGGCGGCCGCAACAGGCGUUUCCUGACCAAUCCUCCGGAUCUUGAUUGGAGAUCGUACGCUGACGAUGAAGCGAGUUUCGAUGUUCGCUUCAUCGGCUCGCUUAGCAACGGCGGCGAGCGAGCGAUGCCAGCUCGGCUUGGUAUAGAUACAGCAAUCGACAAGCUAUGGGAGUCGCCAAAGACCGCCGUUCAGAAGAAGUCGGACGAUUUUCACAAGCGGCAAUCCUUCAAGUUCAUCAUAGCCCAUGUCAAGCUCCUGGUCGGAGCAGACAACCUUCCAGAUGAUAUGGCACGACUCGUACGACUGCAAGCUGAAGAUCUGGCGACCAAGAACUUCGACUUCGGCUCAGAUCUCUUUUCGUCGUCAGAACGUGUCAAGUCGACUGCGAAGAGAGAUGCGCAACAGCACACCUUGUUGAAGCUCCUCAAAGCUCUUUUCUUCGCCACCAGCAUUGAUAUACUUCGAGAUGAUGCCGAGAAAUUCCUCCAAGGGAUAUAUCGACAUUUUAUGCUGAUCGAGCUUGCAACUGCUGUUGCCCGACAGAAACACAACAAGAGGGCCUUCGAUGUGAAAGCUGGCGAAGGACCAGUGUUUGUAGAGGCCUCGAUCCUCGCAGAUGCCAUUUGCGAAAGCUUAGCAUCGGAGAGAAAAGAGGUGAGGGACUCUGCAGAGGCCGCCAUGAAAGUAUGCUUCAAGAUAACGGCGACAAUCUUUGGCUCCGAAGAAAAAGCUGAAACACUGCCUUUCUUUACAAAGCUGGCCGACAGUCUGAACCAUGCCUGCUACGAAGAAGAGUGGUUCACGAAAUCAUCGGGUGCACUUGGCAUUACCAUCAUGGUCGACAAAGAGAGGAUGGCAUUCUCGGAAUCGUGGAUCACGGAGCGCAUCACAACCAUGCUGCAGGCGCUUCUGUACGUCAUUAAGGAUAUGCCGCAGGAUCUUCCCGCCAGUAUUCGCGUGCAAGCUAAGGAUACCAUCGUCAGCUUGAUUAAGCGAUACGGCGCGAGUGGACUCGAGAAGAAGGGCGACUUCGAGAGCAAGGACAGCAAGCUGUAUCGCAUGGCUAGCGCCCUUGUAGCUGAAGUCAGUCAUAUGAACCGCCAUGUUCGAGAGGCUGCACAGCUCGCUUUGCGUACGCUUGCCUCUGUGUUUGACAUGGCGCUACAUGAGCUCCUCACACCAGUCAAAGACACGCUUACGAUGGUCAUCUUCGUGAAGCCCCUACGUGCGCUGCCAUUCGCUGCCCAAAUCGGGUACAUUGAAGCCAUCAACUUCCUGCUGGAGGUUCCACAAGACAAGGAGAUUCUGCCAUUCGACGAGAACCUGAAUCGACUUUUGACAGAAGCGUUAGUACUCGUGGAUGCGGACGACGAAAACCUUGCGCCGAAGCCGUACGAAUACCGCACCGCAGAGUCGAUCGUGCGACUUCGUGUUGCUGGACUCAAGCUGCUUACAACCGCGAUUAAGCUUCCUGGAUUCAGUCCGAACCUACCGUCUACGCAGCCGCAGGGUCAAGGCCAGCAACAACAAGGUAACCAGCAUCGAGCCCGGGUUAUCAGCAUUUUCUUCAAGUCACUUUACAGCAAGAACAAGGAAGUCGCUGCCGCUGCGAACGCAGGACUCAAGAUUGUGCUCCAGUCGACCUCAAAGCUGCCCAAAGAUCUCCUACAGAAUGGCCUCCGACCGAUACUGAUGAACGUCCAGGACCCGCGCAAGCUCUCUGUUGAAGGCCUAGAGGGUCUUCGAACACUGCUGCAACUGCUUCACAACUACUUCAAAGUCGAGAUAGGGACGCGCCUACUUGACCACAUGAAGCAUAUUGCCGACCCACCCACUUUGCAGAAAGUAUCCUUCAGUCUGGUCGAAGCUCAACCUAAGAUGAAGAUCGUUACGGCAAUCUUCAGUGUGUUCCAUCUGCUGCCGAGCCAAGCAGCGCAAUUCCUGCAGGAUCUUGUUGAUCGCGUCCUCUCCCUUGAGGUGACUUUGAGGAGAACUCGCAGCAGUCCGUUCCGGGAACCUCUCAUCAAGUACCUCAACCACUAUCCCAAUGAGGCUUGGACAUACUUCAGCGAAAAGCUCAAGGACGAGCGUCGUGGCCGUUUCUUCGCUCAGAUACUGGCCGAUGUGGAAAGUGGCCCUCUCCGCGAGAAGGUGAUCAAAGAAGUCGACGGACUUCUAGACACGUUCCAAGGAGCGGGUACGGACAAUGAGAAGUCUCAGUCUGCAGUGAACGCCAUCGCCGUAGUUCACGCUAUAUGUCAACACAGCGAACACGGAAAGCAGCUCCUAGAGAAUGAUAAGGCACGCAAGGCAUUCUUGGAGGCCGCAAAGUCGCUCCAAACGCAACAGCAGCAGAACACGUUGCCCAGUAAUCUGCGUCUGGCAGUCAUGCAGAGCGCUGAACAGAUCAUUGACAUUAUGACCAACUACAUGAGAGGGAGGCAGAACGAUCUUGCCACCCUUUUCGAGAUCUUUGAUGCUUGCACCAAGGGCGAGCUCCUUGCAUGUCCGUCACUUUUCUCCUACCUCUACAGCCACGUCAUCAAGAAUGACUCCGUGGAUUACCAUCGAUCGAUCUUGAAUCGUUGCAUCGAGGUCUACACAAGCAAGGACACGACACAGAAGCUGAAGUGGUUCGUUUUCCACAACUUGCUAAAUCCAAUCUUAGCCAACGAUGUCAUGCGCAAUUGGGACAUCUUGUUCCAACCAAAUCAAAAGGGUACAGCGCUUCUGGACAAGACAAUGGCCGAGGAGAUACACAACAAGCUCUGGCGGCCGCAGUCUGUCGCUGACAUGACUGAUGACAACACGCAAGGCGUUGACCACAGUCGAAUGGAGCUUCUGCAAACAUCGGCCUUCCUGAUCAAGUAUCAUCACAACAUGCUCCAAGACACUAGGAAAGAUCUCAUCAAGUUCGGAUGGAACUAUAUCCGCCUGGAAGACCACAUCAACAAAUUCGCGUCCUACUGCUUGAUAUCUUACUUCAUCCACCACUACGAAACGCCACCCAAGAUCGCAAUGCAAGUCUACAACAGUCUCCUGCGUGCACACCAAACCGAAGGACGCAAUCUCGUGAUGCAGUCACUGGAGGUGCUUGAGCCUGUGCUCAAGAAGCGACUCGGUGGACAAGACGGCCGGCAGAACGUGUGGGCUCGAUUGCCACGCAAGAUACUGGCUGAGGAAGUGGGUAACACGCAGCAACUGACAAACAUCUUCCAAUUUGUGGUGCGGCACCCAGACCUCUUCUACGAAGCCAGAGACCAAUUCGCAUCGAUCAUAAUACCAUCUAUCAGCAAAGUUGUGACGCUGCCUUCGGCAAGUGUAGAGAACAGGAAGCUUGCGCUGAACCUUUUCACCUUGAUGCUGCAGUGGGAGGAGCGCACUGUGAAGGAGCACGGGUCGCUUGCAGGCAGCGACUCACCGAAUGACGAGCCAAACGCCAACCUGAAGAAGGGCGCCGUCGCAAGCCCAGCGCUUCGACUCAUGCUGAUUAAAUACAUGGUGCAGUUCAUCGCAACGUUACAGGCCACACUUCCAGGCUCUCCACCUCGCAAAGAGACAAGCAGCACCAAGCCGCAACUAUCUCUGGAGCAGGAGCUUCCCAUCAAGGUGCUUGAUCUUCUGUACAAGCUCUUGUCACGGCCAUACUGGGACGAUCUUGAUGUGGAUGCCAUGUUCCCAAAGGUGACAGAGCAAAUCUUGUGCCAAGAUCACAAGCAGGAUGACAAGGGCGAUACGUGGACAAUUCGUGUCGUUAACACCGUCCAGAUUCUGAAGGUUCUGAUCAACGCUAGGUCUGAUGAUUGGGUGCUUGGGCGUCUGCCGCAACUGCAAAGGUUGCUUGCUAAGCCUCUACGCAAUGAGAACCCCUUGGUCCAAGACGCCCUUCACAAUGCUGAAGUCGGAGAGCAUGUGGUACCAAAGCUCCCCCCUCUGCUCCAGCGAGCGCUUCAGCCUAUUCCCAUACAGACAGCGGAUGAGGAACUCCCCGAUGCAGAUAGCCCGACGGAAGACUUCAUCACAUUCUUGACCACAACAGCAGGCGAGCUCUUGAACAAUGGUAGCAACGUGGCAGCCAUCAACAUUUUAUGGGUCAUGGCACAACGCAAGCCUGAAGACAUCGACCCGCACAUUCCAGCGCUUCUGAAGGCUCUGCAGACGAAAUUGGCCAAGGAUCACCUGAGCACGCAACUGUCACCACAAGCUGCAAUGGCACAGGGCAUCCAGCCCAAUUCUGCAAGCUCUCAAGAGAUGGAGACCACAACAAACCUCAUCAUCAAAGUCAUUGAAAUGCUCUCCUCACGCAUCAGUACGCUGGGUGAAACGCGGAGACCGUAUCUUAGUGUGUUGGCCUCGCUUGUGGAACGCUCGACGAAUAACGAGCUGUGUGAGAAGAUCUUGGAUCAGGUGGAGCAGUGGGUCUUCAAUCCCACAGAACCUGUUCCUACACUCAAGGAGAAGACAGCAGUCUUGCAGAAAAUGCUCCUGUUCGAGGGUCGUCCAGACCAGACCAUGUAUCAGAAGUUCAUGAACCUCGUCAUCCGCAUCUACGAGGACCAGAAGAUCACUCGCUCGGAGCUGGCCGUGCGCAUGGAGCAUGCGUUCUUGAUUGGACUACGCAGCCAGGAUGUGGAAAUGCGGACGAGAUUUCAAACCAUCUACGACAAGGCGCUCAGCCGCUCUACGAGCAAUCGCUUCUUCAAGCUCAUCAGCGAACAGCAAUGGGAUGUGUUGUGCGAGUCCUUCUGGCUGAGUCAAGUCAUUCAGCUCAUGUUCGGUUCUUUCGACCAAAACGCGAUGCUGCAUCUUCAUCACGAGGACUUCAGAUGUCUGCCAGCCUCAAGUGCGCUGAGCACAUACACCAGCGAUGCACGACUUGGCGACGUCAUGAUAGACGACAGUCUCGAGGAGAUGCUUGUGAAAGAAAAGCAGUUCAUGAAUGAGAUCAAUGCCGUGCGAGCCCGCGAUGUCCUCGGACCUAUGGCUGACUUGCAGCACACCGAUUGGCAACUCGCACACGAGAUCUGGGUCGCCUACUUCCCGGUGUGCUGGUCUACCCUUGCUAAGGACGAUCGCGAGGACAUCGAGCAGGGCCUCGUGGCACUUCUUACUAAGGACUUCCACCAGAGACAGAUAGACCGUCGCCCAAAUUGUGUAUCAUCACUGCUCGAAGGUAUCGCACAAGCCAAGCCGAGGGUCAAGUUCCCGCCGCACGUCAUGAAGUAUCUGGCAAAGUCUUACGAUGCAUGGUAUGUAGCUGCAACCUUCAUGGAGGACCUCGCCAUGAAACCCGUCGUGGACACCACUGCUGUCAGGGAAAGCAACCUCGAUGCACUUGUUGAGACAUACGCCAGCCUCGAGGAAAGCGAUCUCUUUUAUGGUACAUGGCGCCGCAGAGCAGCCUACGUCGAGACCAAUGCUGCUUUGAGCUAUGAGCAGAACGGCAUCUGGGACAAGGCGCAGGCCAUGUACGAGCAAGCUCAGGUGAAGGCUCGCACGGGCACUCUGCCAUACUCAGCAGGCGAGUACAUGCUAUGGGAAGACCAGUGGGUCCUGUGCGCGCAAAAGCUCCAACAGUGGGACAUCCUGGGAGAGUUCGCCAAGCACGAGAACCUCAACGACCUUUACCUCGAGGCGAUGUGGCGAAAUUACGACACAUGGACCAAUAACGAGCACCGAGAUCAUCUGGAGACUGUCAUCAAGGGAGUGUCUGACGCUCCGACACCUAGGCGGAUGUUCUUCCAGGCGUUCACAUCGCUCCUCAAGCUGCACAACAAGACUGAGAAUCCUCCCGACUUCGCCCGCGUCUGCGAUGAGAACAUUCAGCUCUCCAUCAAGAACUGGCACAAGCUACCGCGCCGCAUCACCAACGCGCAUCUCGGCCUGCUGCAGAACUUCCAGCAGCUCGUGGAGCUUCAUGAUGCUAGCGUCAUCUGCCAAAGCUUGGCUCAAACCAAUGCCGCAAAUCUUGAUGUGAAGUCGCAAGAGCUCAAGGUCCUACUUAGUACGUGGCGUGACCGUUUGCCAAACCUCUGGGACGACAUCAAUGCCUGGCAAGACUUAGUAACGUGGCGCCAACAUAUUUUCCAGCUCAUCAAUGGCACUUACCUCAAUCUGCUCCCGAACAAUUGCGGGAAUGCGACUGGUAACAGCUACGCGUAUCGUGGCUACCACGAGACGGCCUGGAUCAUCAAUCGCUUUGCGCAUGUCGCGCGGAAGCACCAAAUGCCGGAUGUUUGCAUCACGCAGCUCAGCAAGAUCUACACACUGCCGAAUAUCGAGAUUCAAGAAGCAUUCUUGAAGCUGCGGGAGCAGGCCAAGUGUCACUACCAGAACCGCAGUGAGCUGACGAAUGGACUCGAUGUCAUCAACAACACCAAUCUGAACUACUUUGGUCAGCAGCAGAAGGCAGAAUUCUACACGCUCAAGGGCAUGUUCCUAAGCAAGCUCAAUCAGAAAGACGAAGCCAGUGACGCGUUCGGAACGGCAUUGUUCUUCGACAUCAAGCUACCCAAAGCGUGGGCCGAAUGGGGUCGAUAUAGUGAUCAGCUCUUCAAGGACGACCCGCAGGACAUGGAGAAGGGCUCGAAUGCCUUGAGCUGUUAUCUCGAAGCUGCUGGCCAGUACAAGAGCGCCAAAUCUCGCAAGUUGCUCAGCCGAAUUCUGUGGUUGUUGAGUCUGGACGACGCCGAAGGUCAAUUAUCUCAGAAGUUCCACGACUACCAUGGCGAUCAUCCUUGGUGGUACUGGGUGACUUUCAUCCCGCAGUUGCUCAACAACCUGUCAAGAACUGAGAGUGAAGCCAACAUUGCGCACUACAUCCUGACAAAUCUGGCAAAGACGUACCCACAGGCGCUGCACUUCCAGCUGAGAACGUCACAUGAAGAUAUGCAGGUCAUCAGGAGGUCUCAAACCUUGCGUGAGCAGAAGGAGAAGGCCAUGAAGGCAAAGCAACAAACAGGUGAAACUGUCAAGCAAGAGUCCCCUGCAAGACCAGAAAGCGGCACCCCGAGUGGUCAAUCCCGACCUGGGACAGCCGCCGGUGAGCAGAGUCAAGCGAACGGAAAUGCGACCGAGGAGACCAAGAAGGAGCCUGGCCAAGAAGAAAAGAAAGACGACGAGCAGAAGAAGCCUAAGAAGCCAUGGGAGCACACGGAGGCACUGGUAAUAACUUUGCGCACUGCCUUCCCGUUGCUCUAUGCGUCAAUGGAGGCUAUGGUAGAGCAGGUCCAGCGGCAUUUCAAGUGUCCUCCAGAUGAGGAUGCGUAUCGUCUGAUCGUGGCGCUGCUCAACGAUGCGCUCAGUUACGUGGGACGAUCGCCGCACUCUUUCACACAAGAGAACAAGCUUCCGCCGCAGACUGAAGCUAAUAUCACACGCUUCGCUGAGAGCAUCUUGCCGCCGCACAUAAGAAAGGCGUUCGAGCAAGAUUUCGUCACGAAGAAGCCUACGAUGUACGAGUACAUCGUCAAGUUGCGGAGAUGGCGCGACAAGUUGGCAGAACGACUCGAUCGUCGCCCCAACACGAUGCACCUCGCGGAAAACACUCAUCUGAGCAGCUUUAAGUUUGUUUGGUUCGAUGAGGUUGAGAUUCCCGGCCAAUAUCUCCAGCACAAGGAUAAGAACCAGGACUUUGUGCGCAUCGAGCGCUUCUUGCCGAUUGUGGAUCUGGUACGUGGUGUUGCCAGUUGUCAUCGACGACUCAAGAUUCGCGGCCAUGACGGUAGUGUCCAUCCGUUCGCGAUCCAACAUCCCGCACCUAGACACAGCAGGCGCGAGGAGAGAGUCCUGCAGCUCUUCAGAAUCUUCAACAGCACAUUGUCGAAGAAGAAGGAGAGUAGGCGCCGCAAUCUGCAGUUCCAUCUGCCCGUCAUGGUUCCGCUGAGUCCACAGAUCCGCAUGAUCCAGGACGAUGAGUCGUACGUCACCCUCCAGGCCGUCUACGAGGACUUCUGUCGCCGCAACGAGCUCGACAAGGACGAUCCGAUCAUGUUCACCAUGGACAAGAUGCGUGGCGUCACUCCUCAGAAGCAGGAAGCUUGGCUCAACAUGCGCAUGGAGGCUCUCAAUCAUGUGCAGGAGAAGAUGGUGCCAAAGGAGGUCGUGCGGGAGUACUUUGCUGCCACCUACCCAUCAUACGACUCUUUCUGGCUGUUCCGCCGACAAUUCUCCUACCAGCUUGCGGCAUUGACGUACAUCACAUUCACGAUGUUCAUGACCGUGCGCUACCCGAACAAGAUGCACAUCUCGCGCUGCAACGGGAACAUCUGGGGCUCUGAGCUGCUUCCGUUCACGAUGGCCAACCGUCCAAUCUUCCAUCAGCCAGAGCCAGUGCCGUUCCGCCUCACACCGAACUUGCAGGUCCUUAUGGGUCCAAUCCACACCGAAGGCAUCUUCACCUGCGCGCUGAUGGCCAUUGCUCGCUGCUUGACAUCGGACAGCUCCUCGUCGACUACAUCGCAGACACCUGCUGCGAACGGAGCAAAUGCGGCUGCGGCGUCAACUGAUAGCACCAAUUGCGAGCUUGAGCACCACCUCUCGAUCUUCAUUCGAGAUGAGAUUCAGUUCUGGUUUACAUCUACCCACCGUCAGAACAUCAAGGAGAAUGAGAUGCGCGAGCACGUCUUGAGAAAUGCCGAGGCGAUUGUCAAUAAAGCAGUCGCAAUUGCCAAGGAGCCUACUGGCAACAAUCUGCCCGCGAGCCAGAGUGUGUUGGAUCUGGUCGCGAAGGCUACGAACCCGGAGAAAUUGAGUCAGACGGAGCUUUUGUGGAUGCCGUGGUUGUAA
Messenger RNA from Fulvia fulva, 11646 nucleotides. RefSeq names its product Transcription-associated protein 1. The transcript has a single exon. Gene Ontology annotation, biological process: regulation of DNA-templated transcription; DNA repair. The record is from RefSeq and is a predicted model, not a curated record. Lineage: Eukaryota; Fungi; Ascomycota; Dothideomycetes; Mycosphaerellales; Mycosphaerellaceae. Bases 1 to 11646 code for a protein of 3881 amino acids. Gene Ontology annotation, cellular component: SAGA complex; NuA4 histone acetyltransferase complex; nucleus. Gene Ontology annotation, molecular function: transcription coregulator activity; protein binding.